This is a messenger RNA of Protopolystoma xenopodis, 1005 nucleotides long. NCBI's taxonomy places the organism in Eukaryota, Metazoa, Platyhelminthes, Monogenea, Polystomatidea, Polystomatidae. The record is from the annotation of a GenBank genome assembly.
AUGUCUCGAGGACUGUGUAACUCUGAGCUUACUGGCAAAAUCAAGCGUUACAUCGAUGGAGGCCCACCGUAUGUUGGGUUCAUACGAUUUCACGUCAAAAGCCUUACAAAGGAUCUUCUAGAACAGAAUCGUGUUGGUAACGGAACUUCCAAUAUUUUCUCUACUUCCGCAGUACCCACGGCUGCUACAUCCGGCUGCUAUGGUACUAGUGCAAUCAACGCAUCAGUCCUGAGGCACAUGACUAUCCUUUUGCAAGUUAUUUGCCUAUACACCGAGGGAUCCUGUAAUGCCAGAUUCAGAAAUACAGGCUUGUUGAAACAGCCCUUUGAUGGACAAAAUCUACCAGUUAAACCAAAUCCUUCUGAUCAUUUGUCUGAUGCAUGUUUGGCCUCUGGGAUUGCUGUUGUUUCAACCAACACUACAAAUCAGCAUCAAUUUCAGCCUACAAAACCACUGUUGAAAAACUCAUCAGCUUCCUCUAUGUCAGCUUUUCGUAUCAAUUCCUAUCUUCUUGGGAAAUUGGGUGCUAUAAAACUUUUGCUUAAGGCCCUUUCUACGGUGGCCGGACUUCCAAGGUCUUCAGGACCUCCGAUAACUACUGUCGAUGCUAUUACAUCAGCCUUUUCUCAAUCAAAUAUGAAGACUAGCACCACAGUGGAAAACACGACAAGUCUGCCUAUGUCUAUCAAUAUAGCAGACAAGUUAGCUAACUAUCUAACAAGUCAAGCAAAUCGACACUUAAUCGAUUCAAGUGAGACUGACGAUAGUCUUGGUACUCUGGGCCAGCUUUCGUCAGACUUGGUUGUUUCAUCUGGAAAAUUCAGCACUGGAUCCUUUGAGCAGAGCUUAAUCAAAACAUCUUCCGGUUUAAUUCUGGGAAGUCCGAUUGUAACUAUGGUUACUGCUACUGCGGCCGCGAUCAUUCAUCGUCAACGUCAAAUGAAUGCAAAACGUUAUCGUCCGGGCCGAUGUGUUCGGCGCAGCAAUUCUUUAGCAGUACUUUAA